UAUACUAAAUAAAUAAAUAAACUUAUAGAACACAAUAUUACAAAAAGAAAAAAAAAAGAAAAAGAAAAUCAACAACGUGAGCUGAGCUAUAAACAAAGUUAUAUAAACAGUGCAAAUAGAAUUCUGUUCAACAGCCAAAGCAAAAGCAAAGAAGAGGCAGAGCAGAAAACAAAAGAAAAAAGAAAAUAAAAAAAACCACCGCUUUAAAUGAAAACGUGAAUAAAUCUCAUAUUACUUGUGGAAUAAACACUAGACGGUAAGACCUCUCGCGUCGCGUCAUUUGCCUGCGGUACGGUGAUAACGUCGCGUUCUGUAUUUGUGCGAAAAAGCAAACGAGAAACACAAUAACUCUCUUCUUCUUUUUUUUUUUUUUUUUUUGAAAAACUUUGCUUAACGUUAGCAAAGUUUCAUUUAUAUAUUUCGCUUUAGCCCCCCAGUUUAAUAAAAAGCCGCCAAAAUAAUUCACCAACAGACAAUAACCGAUUUAAAUUUCACUACGGCGACCGCAAUGCAAUAUAACGGCGCUACGAAUGGUGGUGCCGGUGCUGGCGGAGGCGGCGGUAGUGUUAUUGUUAGCGAUGGGCCGCAAAAUAAAAAGAUACGUACCGGUGUCCAGCAGCCGGGCGAAGGUGAUGCACACAUGCAUGUCCGGGCAGUGCAACAGCAAAGUCAACAGCAAGCACUACUGAACAAAUCAAAUGAUGACCUUCGCAGAAAACGCCCGGAAACUACGCGGCCAAAUCAUAUUCUAUUGUUUACCAUCAUAAAUCCAUUCUAUCCCAUAACAGUGGAUGUUCUACAUAAGAUUUGUAAUCCUCAUGGUCAAGUAUUGCGUAUCGUUAUAUUCAAAAAGAACGGUGUGCAAGCUAUGGUGGAAUUUGAUAGCUUGGAUGCAGCUACUAGAGCUCGCGAGAAUUUAAAUGGUGCCGAUAUCUAUUCUGGUUGCUGCACUUUAAAGAUAGAUUUUGCUAAACCUGAAAAAUUGAAUGUCUACAAGAAUGAACCCGAUACUAGCUGGGACUAUACUCUAACUACUGUUAAAGAAAUCGGCAAUGGUCGUUCUCCUCUACUACAGGAGCCCCUAUAUGGAACACGUCCCCAAUCCUACAUUGGCUUAAUAUCACCACCUACAAAUUUUGUUCAAUUUAAAGAACCACCACUCUUGGGACCGGGCGCUGCAUUUCCACCAUUUGCUACACCAGAAUUCCAUCCCACUACACCGGAAAAUUGGAAAGGAGCCACCAUACAUCCCACUGGUCUCAUGAAAGAGCCAGCAGUUGUACCCGGCCGCAAUGCCCCUGUGGCAUUCACUGCACAAGGACAGACACAGGGAGCUGUCAUGAUGGUUUAUGGCUUGGAUCACGAUACAUCUAACACUGAUAAAUUAUUCAACUUGGUCUGCUUAUAUGGAAAUGUCGCUAGGAUUAAGUUUUUGAAAACCAAAGAGGGUACAGCUAUGGUGCAAAUGGGUGACUCGGUUGCUGUCGAACGUUGCGUCCAACAUUUGAACAACAUUCCCAUCGGCACUAAUGGCAAAAUACAGAUUGCUUUCUCCAAACAGAAUUUCUUAUCCGAAGUUAUAAAUCCAUUCUUAUUACCCGAUCAUACACCCAGUUUUAAAGAAUACACAGGCUCCAAAAAUAAUCGUUUCCUAUCACCGGCUCAGGCCAGCAAAAAUCGCAUACAACCACCAAGCAAGAUUUUACAUUUCUUUAAUACUCCACCCGGACUCACCGAAGACCAGUUAAUUGGCAUUUUUAAUAUUAAAGAGGUACCCGCCACAUCGGUGCGUUUAUUCCCUCUCAAAACAGAACGUUCCUCAUCCGGUCUUAUUGAAUUCCCCAAUAUAGCUCAAGCUGUUUUGGCCAUCAUGAAAUGCAAUCAUCUACCAAUCGAGGGAAAAGGUACCAAAUUUCCGUUUAUUAUGAAAUUGUGCUUCUCCUCGUCAAAAUGCAUGAAUGGUGCUUGGAAUAACGCCACCAACGAAGGCAUGAUUGAGAAGGAGAAUGAUGCUGAUAUAAAAGGGGAUGUGUAUAAUUGAGUGAACCUAAUACAAGUCUUGUAAAUUCUCUUUCUUAUCUAAAAACAACAACAGCAACAACAACAGAAACACCACAACGAGAAAACUGAAGAAAGAUAAAGAAAGAGAAGCAAACAUUUACAAGACAUUGUAUUAAUUAACAAAGAUUGAUAUAUAAACAGACAGCAACAACAGCAACAACAACAACAACAACAACAACAGUAGCAAAAAUUGCUAAGUAAUUUUAGAAAAAAAAAAAUUACUAAAUUAUUAACUUAAUGCAUGUAGAUUAUAAACUUUUUUUUGUUUAUCAAUUUUGAUUGAUUAUCAUAUCCAUCAUCUAUAUCUACCUUAUUAUCAUUCUCCUUCCAUUACCGUUUAUUUUUUUUUUUUUUUUUUUGUUAACCUUUAUUAUUCACUCUAUUGAUUUUCACUAUUAUUUUUUUUAUAAAUUCAAUUAACUUUUCGUUACACUUUUUUCCUUUUCUUUUUGUAUAAAAAUGAA
Glossina fuscipes is the source of this 2525-nucleotide messenger RNA. It is a transcript of the gene sm, whose product is annotated as heterogeneous nuclear ribonucleoprotein L. Gene Ontology annotation, cellular component: nucleus. Gene Ontology annotation, biological process: mRNA processing; regulation of RNA splicing. NCBI's taxonomy places the organism in Eukaryota, Metazoa, Arthropoda, Insecta, Diptera, Glossinidae. Bases 509 to 2041 code for a protein of 510 amino acids. The transcript is spliced from 10 exons. Gene Ontology annotation, molecular function: mRNA binding. The record is from RefSeq and is a predicted model, not a curated record.